Penicillium canariense is the source of this 1158-nucleotide messenger RNA. RefSeq names its product exosome non-catalytic core subunit RRP4. Gene Ontology annotation, molecular function: RNA binding. Gene Ontology annotation, cellular component: cytoplasmic exosome (RNase complex); nuclear exosome (RNase complex). Lineage: Eukaryota; Fungi; Ascomycota; Eurotiomycetes; Eurotiales; Aspergillaceae. The record is from RefSeq and is a predicted model, not a curated record. The transcript has 2 exons. Bases 1 to 1158 code for a protein of 385 amino acids. Gene Ontology annotation, biological process: poly(A)-dependent snoRNA 3'-end processing; U4 snRNA 3'-end processing; CUT catabolic process.
AUGGGAAUCACAAUCCUACCGCCUGUGGUCGAGGACCUUGUUCCCCGCCACGACGAGUCCGAUGACUCCAUGUCCGUCGGCUCCGAUUCCGACGUUGAAAUGAGCGGCAUACGGGCACCGAAGCGGGCCCGCCUAGGGAACCUGACAGUGUCGACAGGCGUUGUCACACCAGGUGAAGUAGUGACAGACGAUCCGCAGUGGAUGAGAGGUCACGGCACAUAUAUGACCCCCCUCUCAACCUCGAUCAUUGCCACAGUCGCCGGCACAGUUCACAAGACAAACAAGCUCCUCUCCGUCCACCCCCUGCGCGCCCGGUACACACCCGAGAUCGGCGACCUGGUCGUGGGCCGUAUCGUUGAAGUGCAGUCCAAGCGGUGGAAAGUCGACGUUGCCGCCCCACUGCUCGCCCAGCUCCCCCUCUCCGCCAUCAACUUGCCCGGCGGCAUCCUGCGCCGACGCACCAGCGCCGACGAGCUCCAGAUCCGGACCUUCUUCAGCGAGGGCGACCUGCUCGUCGCCGAAGUGCAGAGCGUGCACCAAGACGGCUCCGCGUCGCUGCACACGCGGUCGCUGAAAUACGGAAAGCUCCGAAACGGCGUUUUCCUCGCUGUUACGGGGACCGGCGGUAGCGGGGCGUCUAGCUCUAGCACCAAGGGCGGCGUGGGCGCGGGGUCCUUGAGGCCCGGCGCUGGCGCCGGGGUUGGCGGUGUUGUGCGAUCGCGGCGACAGGUGUGGACUGUGAGCACGCACAAUGGGGGUGGCGAGGUAGAUGUUAUUCUCGGGGUGAAUGGGUAUAUCUGGAUCUCGAAGCAUGCGGACGGUGCUGCGGCGGCGUCGUCAACUACACAGAACGUGUCUAUCACUCGCAUGGAAGAGAUGGUGUCCAGCUCGAUCUACUCCAGCCAGAACGACAAUAUUACGCCGCAGACACGCCGGGAAAUUGCUCGGCUGGCGCAGUGCAUCCAGGUGCUGGUACAAGGCGGUGUUCGGGUGGACGAGGAGACGGUGAUGCGGGCUUAUGAGGCUAGUCUACUGGUGGAUCUGGAGGUGGGUGAUGAUGAGGAUGAAUAUGAGGAGACGCGGCAUGAAGGGCGGGAGUAUUUGGAAGGCGCCAAGUCGCGGCGCAUCUUGGAGCUGGUGGUUCAGCAGGCAAAGUAG